Procambarus clarkii (red swamp crayfish) is the source of this 10573-nucleotide messenger RNA. RefSeq lists its product as uncharacterized. NCBI's taxonomy places the organism in Eukaryota, Metazoa, Arthropoda, Malacostraca, Decapoda, Cambaridae. The record is from RefSeq and is a predicted model, not a curated record.
AGUGUCGUCGGUGUCGUGGUGGGGUGCACACGUGUCGCUGCUUCACGCAGUGAGGCACGUUGUUGUUGUUGUGGGUGUGUGGAAAAAAAUCUUGUGCCUAUGUGUGAAGAGUAAACAGUGAGACAUUGUGAAUCGGUUGCCGUCAAUUCUAAUAUUGAAGCUACUGCUCGCGUUGAAUUAUUUACAGCUAUCAAUGAACAGGAUAUGCUGUACAAGCUAUAUUGAAGCAUAACACCUAGAAAAAGGAUGGAUUUCAGUGUAAAUUUAGAAAUUGUUCAAUCAAAGCUUUUGAUUUUGGAUGUGAAAGAGAUGCACACAAUUUAAGUGAUGGACCCCCUUAGUGUUGGCUGGUGAAUGUGGUAGAAGUGAGAGAUGUGUCCUAGGGCUUCCCUAGCUCCUAUCCUAGGCCCUUGUAGAAGCUGUGUGCAAUAUACAUAAGUCAUUGGCAAUAAGGCUCAAAACGAAGGUGUAAAAAUUAAACCAAAUCAAAUGUUAAAAGAUUAAGUAGCACUAAAUAUAAGGCAUUGGACUUGCUUCAGGUCACCACUAGAGGGUAGAAGCAUAAGAUUUAACAAACCCUAACUUGAAUGAUACUGCAAAUGAUUCUGGCUCAAUAGUUGGGCUAAAUGUACCAAGCUUGGCAAAUGUUAUAAGGGUUAAAGACCCAAGACAAAAAUUAUUCAGAAACGUGCAAUAUAAUGUCUACCGUGAAAUCUUCCCCAAGUGCCCCAUUGAACUCGGCAUCAAGUUUUGGCAGUAAUCCUCUAGUUGAUGGGAGCCAAGUUAGGCCAAAAACCUCAGAAACUGUAGUAGUAGUUAGAACUGUCAGGGGCUCUAUGACAGAGGCUAGAAAAAGGAAAGCCAAAUGUUUGAGUAAUCUAAGUAAUGACAUUUCUUUCAAGACAAAUUCAACAGAUGUCAAGCACCAGAGAAGUCCAACAUUAGACAAGGCUGCUAGAAAACCUAAAUCCUUGUGUGUUGGUUCAGAUGUCCUGCCACCACCUGGUGGCAGGACAUUACCUGGAAUUCAGGACGUACCUGGAAUUCAGGUUGUGGAAGCUUCAGGUAACAUGAGAGAUGGAUAUGAUAUGAAGCUGGGAUUACCCUUAUCAGAAAAAAUAGGCAGUAAUUCGAAUCUGAAAAAUAAUGAUGCUCAAAAAUCAAGUUUUGCAAGCAUUUCCAAGGUGCAUAGCAAUAAUAUGUCCAGAACUAUAAAAAAUCCCCAACAUUCUGAGUUAACUCUGAAUCAUCAAAAUAUAGAUAAUGUCCACAAGGAAAUGCAUAGUAAAUGUUUCAUCAAUGCUUGCAACACAACUGUUAAGGUGUCAUGCACAUGUGAAGCUUCCUUAUGUGAUACAGGUGGAGUGGAGCCCAGCAAGGACAGCACUCCUGACAUGGAUGAUGCACACUCUAAAAAAUGCAGUGUAGUAACUAAACAGAAAAGCAAUUUGUCAUCUGUUAAUAAAUGUAAAUUGCAAAUGGCUACCAACAAACCAAAGCAAACAGGUUCGCAAAACAUGACAAAGAACUGUAAAAAAAUUGGGUUAUUUUCACCUAGGACAAGUAGGCCCAAAGUGCAAUAUUCGCAAUCAAUUUCAAAUUUACCUUCUGAUUUUAAUAGAGAUGAAUCUUCACAUUUCUUGAAGGAUUUAGAAGAUGCAGCAAGGGAACCCAAGUCCCAGAGACUUAAGUUAACAGUAGAUGAUAGUACAAAGAGUCAACAAGAAGACGUGUAUAAAGACGGAGAGAACACUCGAGCAUCGUUCUCUGACUCCACACGUGUUCCUGGAAAUGUAAUUUUGGAACCCUCGGGUGAAUGUAACAAUACUUGUAAUGGUACUUGUGACAGUAGCAAAGAUACGGCAAUGGUUGAUAACACAUGUGAAAGUGAUCUCAAAAGCCAACAUACCAAGAGGCUAGUUUUAAAAGGAAGUAAAGAUAGUGUUCUUCCAAAUAAGGUAAUGUCAAAAAUUUGCAAAAAGGUUGUUGGACAUAAUGGAGAAAUUAAGUCCAGGAAUGUGGGAAAACUAAAACAUGGCGUAAUAUCUAAGGUGAUCAGAAAAAAAAAUAAAAAAAAUAUCGAAGAAAUAUCUACAUGUACAACCAAUGGAUCAAACAAUAUAAAAACCAAUAAAAUUCCCCAAAGAGGAAAUGGAGAUGGCUCCAAAUGCAGUUUCCAUAAUGAACAAACCAGAUCUGCGAAUGGUGUGUACGAAACAAAUUGGACGACUCGAAUACCAUUUGAGGAUGUGAUGGCAAGUGUAAACAGUAGGAAAAUUGGGAUGAGAGACCACAUACACAACCGUGUGGAGGAGAGACGAAGGAAACUCAUGAAGGAAUGUUAUGAUGCUUUAAUUGGAUCUACGAGACAGUCACACAGACACAUUGCAAAAUUGAUUGGACAAGAAAUUGAGCUUGAAAAUGAGUUAUUAGAAUUUGAUGGUAGAGAUCAAACACUGGAAUGUAGUGAAACCGAUGCUGCAAAAGUUAAAGAAAAUAAACUGCUUCAAGAUAAACAGAAUUCUUUUAUUGCUCAAAAUGAAAAUACUGUACAUUUGAGGAGUAAAUCUGAUGAAUUAAGAAUCAAAGAUAACAAUAACAAUUCUGAUUUAGAGAUUGAGGAAAUUGAGACUUCAAUGACUUACUUUUGCACACCAAGUAUUAGAGCUACUGCUACUUCAACACAACCUCGAUUUUCCAUUAGUAAUAUUUUCUCUGAUAGUGCACUGGAUGACUCCAGUGCUACCAGCACUGGAAAUGUGACCAAAACUACAUUGAAAGACACUGAAGGAACAAAAUCAGUUACUUCCCUUCCAGCAGCUCCAGCUACCGCAGGGGCUUGUGCCCAAACAUGUGUCUUACCUAGUCCAGCUUCUGACAGUAGAAGGGGACGGAAGAGAAAAUCUGGAUCAGUCGUACCAAUUGAUAUCCCAAGGACUAAAAAGACUGGAAAUUAUGGUAGGAUAAGUGAUAUAUCAGAAGAGCAAGCUGGUUGUCAGGUGUCUGGAAAAGCUUUAUUAAAACCUAGUUCUUUAGAUAAUUCUGUACUGUCAUUGAAUAAAGAAGAGUGUUCACAUUUGGACAAUCCAGCUUCAUUAUAUACCAAGGAAAAUAAUGAACAUUUGAAGGGUAGGGUAAAUAGGUUUCGUGUUUUUGAUAAUAGCAACUUUGCUCAAGGUCCUCACAGCACUGCAAGCACUAAUAUGCCAGAUAAUGUUCUAAACUCAUUAUUAUUAGAGAGUUCUGCAUCAGGUAAUCGAGAUGGGGUUGAAAAGUAUCCAGAAGUGUACUUAACACCCACUGAAAACAGGCUAAAUGAAAUGAGCUUCACAAAUGUUGAAGAAUUGAUAAAUCAUGAUGCAAAUGGAUCAUCUCUUUCAAAUAAUAUACAUGCAGAAAAAUGUGAUCAAGAAAAAUAUAUUAAUCGGAUGUGUGUCCCUCAGAGUCGUAUCAUAGCUGGUGCGAGAAGAAUAUCUGAACCAGGAUCAAGAGAUACAGAGAACUGCAAUAAAUUUGUUCCACAGGAAUGCAGUGUUGCAUAUGCAGCAGAGAAUAAUAUAGAGAAUGCAGGUAAUUUGAAAGGAAGAAGAAUAAUAAAUGAUGUUGGUCAAUCUACAAGUAAAGAGAUGGCAGAAAUGGAUACUGCCAUUAGUACUGCAAAUUCAGACGAGUGUUUGGUCGUGGAUGUGUGUACUAGUUGUGAAUUUGAUUCUUCUGUGGUCAUUCAGGACAAUCAUUUACAUGCUACAGUUGAGGCUGACAUACACUGUGUACAAACUGACAAUGUAUUAGACAAUUUAAAAGAGAAAGAAGAUGUAGUCACUGUAAAAAUACAAGAAAGAAAAAGCCAGAACCAAGAUGCAUUAUUCCCUGCUAAGGACAUAUCUGAAGAAGGUAUAGAUGUGCACUCAUGUCAGGCAGAGAUUCCAGGGUCGAGUGCUGCUUAUUCUGAUAACCGUCCAUUGGAACCUUUGCUGUCAAAAAGCACAUCUGACUCAGAAGAUGAUGACGUUCUUUCAAUAUAUGCUAGCAGCUGGACUGGAAUAGACAGUGAUGCAGAAGGAGAGAAAGAUAAUCUUGAGUAUCAAAAAUUAAUUGACCCAAAUGAGAUUACAAGAGAUUUGGGCCAAGAACAAACGUACUCCGGAAAGAGCGGUAAAGUGUGUCUUGAUCAAUACACAACAAAACACGCUAAAGAAAAUACACUGGAUUUUUGUAAUGACAAUGAAACGGUGUGUAAAAUAUCUGGAGAUGCACAUUGUACACAAGAUUUAUCCAUUAACAAUGGCACUGCCACAUCUGAAAUAAGCUGCAGAAGAAACACAUUGAUUUUAGGUAGUGAUCAGAGCUGCACUAGGAAUGCCAGUAGUGGAUUAUAUCAAGAUAAAGAACCAGAUAAAUUAGACCAAAUUUCCACCUUGAAUUUAAAUCAAAGUUUGCUAGAAAGUGAAGAGCAUGACAAUGUGAGAGAGUUGCUUCAUGUUACCAGAGAAAGUGGUCAAGAGAAUAGGUCAUGUGAAAAUGGUGACAAGUCAAUUCCUGUCCAGUAUUCAAACAUGACAGCAGAAACUAGAGCUGAACACACAGAAUCAAACAUAAUAUUAACAUUGAAGACAAAUUUAGGAGAAUCUUUAUCUACUGUGGACAAUUUGCAUAUACCUCAUAACUCACGACAUACUAUGAGUCAAGAGAAAAACAUCGUUACUAAGGAAGACAAUCAUAGAGCAAAUAUCUAUGGAUACUUGCCAAGUUCACCUGACCUCAUGACAAAGCAAACAGAUAAUGUGAAUGUAAACAGCGGACUUUAUCCUAGAGAAGGAAGGCCAACUGGUGAUCACAAUUCACACCGCAGCCUAAAGUCCCAAAAGUUUUCUGAGAAGGGGCAGAAAUAUUAUAAUAUUAAUAUUAUACCUAAGCCACCCACAUAUAAUUACUGUUCCCGCUUCAUCCACCAGGGUGUCUGCUACCAACCUGCCUGUCUCCUUCAACAUGAGAUGAGCCAAGAAUUGGAGAGUUACUUGGCUCAGCUUAUUCUGCACUACGUAAGAAGUAAUCUGGAGCGUGAAGCCUGGAGCCUAAUUGACCGGCACACAUCUGCUCGGCAGAACUCUACUUUGCUGAUGAUAUCGCUGCUCAAGGCUCUGGCUAGACACAUUGUUGAAAUGGAAAGUAUCAACUUGUUUCCCAACAUUAAGGUACCUUCACAUAUUGCAUCUCCUUUGAACAUAGCCAAGGUUGAAACACUAUGUGAUUUCCAUCGUGGACAAGAUGCCUACAGGUUGCUCCGUCAGUGCUACAACAGUGCUUCCCUGUUCAGUGCAGAAUUACUGAUCACCAUAUUUAUUCGGUACUGUGAGCAUUGUCCAGAGAGAGAAGCUGUGAGUCCUUGGGAGAAGAUCUUGCUUUGGCAGUAUGAAAAACCGGGAAACCCAUUUGAAGAAAAACUGAAGGAUAUGUUUAAUUUUGGGUGGCUGAAAGUUCACAUAAACGCCAGGAAUUUUAACAGGGUGUGUGAAGUCUACAGCCACCUCUGCAGAACUCUCUCUACCCCUUCCAUGUUCUUCACAAGCAUUACAUGUUCUGUCAUCACCUUCUUCACUAACACAGGCCAAAGAAAGAGAAGUUUCUGGGUGCUGGAUGAAGUACGAAGGUUGAAGGCAAAUGACGCUUCCAUCUUCAUUGCUCUCAUACCAACAGAUAAGGAAAGUGCCAUGUGUGUUCUUCAUGAACUGUCAGAACUGAGUCAGCUGGUGUGUGAGCUGCGUGUUCCGCUGCCUACCUGCACCUGGGACUUGCUGUUCACGCUCAUGAUCAAUCACGCCAAUUUUACCCUUGCUGUCAGUCUUCUCAUUUGUGCCAUGCAAAUAAGCUUAUUUAGACCAGAAAUAGAUGUUCUGGAGAAAAUUUUGUUUGAUUGCUACAGAGGUGGCCCAAUGCUAAUGCAACCUUUGUCCAACCUUAUUCGUGCAUUGCCUGCAGAGUAUCUCAACAGGAUGAGGCCAUCACUGCAUAGGUUGCUCACUUUUCUUACACAUGAACCACCCCCUGCGCAGCACAUCAAGGACAUCAUCAUUCAUCAAUGUCAGGGAUAUGGAAUAAACCUCUUUCCUAACUCUGAUGUUUCAGGAUACAAGAUACACAGUGAAGGUGGUACCAAUGCACACAGUGUCAUGCAGUGUUCCCUGGGAGUACAUAAUGUAGAUGGUCGUGUUGCACAGUAUGGUACGGUGCCUGGUGAGCGCGACACUCGGCACGGUCACAUGGCAAGCGUCGAUGUGUCCUCCAGUUGUCACAGAUUUUCAAGUUUAGAAAGUAGACGCUCAUUGGGAGCUUUUGAAUAUCAAAUGAAUCGUAUUAGAAAUAAUGAAAACACACAGUUAACUAUAGGAUUUGGUAAUAGUAAAGAUUCAAAUAUAACCAAAAAAUUGCCAGAAAACUCUGGAAAUUUCGGUAGAAGUUUUAUAGGUAGUAGCAGUUUUACUACUAAGAAAAUGUCAUUUGAAAGCAGAUGCAGCACAGACAGCAUUUACAGCCAGGAGUUGUGUAGCCGAAAGAACAUAUCAAGAGUCUAUGCUAACCAACAUUCUGUGGCAUCAUCAGGUCCUAGAUUACUAAAGAAUACAACAUAUUCAUCAUAUCUGAAUCAAGAAGAAUCAUCGGCUCCGACUGGCUCUGACUUUCCAAAUCGCCUAAUGCAUGUGUCAACAACUACUACCAGACACGAAGAGCAACUAAUAUCGCCAGCACCUGUUUACCAUGGUAAGUCUUAUACAGUGAAUACUGCCUGUCAGGAUCUACUUAAAACUCAGACAGAAAUUUCAUCAUUAGGUCUCCAUUCCCACAAAAGAUCCAUUAAUUUAAGCCAAGAGGAUUUGCCUGGAGUACCAGUUGACAAAAGGGAACUUGCCACAGGAAACCAUAGGUGGAGGGUUUCGAAGAAGCAGGAGGUGGACUUGAAUACCCAAGGAAAAGAAUCCGAGGAUUUUAAUGUACCACAAUGUCAAGAGUCAUAUGAUCACACUCAAACUAAUGUUCAAAAGAAAGCUUCAAAGUCUGUGCCAGGAUAUAGUCAGACAUACAAGGAGACUCGCUGCCAGGGGUCUCUGUCCGAGGAUGUUGCGGGUGUUGUUUCAAGGCAUGUGUCAGCCCUAUCAAAUUCUACAUCACUUGGUUCCUGCAUAAACAGUGACAAACAAGAGAGAGAAAAAAUACCCAAAUAUGACAAAAAGAAUGUUUAUCACAAGAAUGGGCAGCAUAAAUUGAGUUCUGAGCAGCACGCAGAGUUAUGCUCACCUCACGGCACAGGAAGUGUUGUGCAGGCACAGGGAGGGGUACUACAGUGCUCAUCAGAGAACACAAGGCUUCACUGUGAUAGCAAUCAAUCGGGCAGUGCUUCAGAGUUCCCCACAAAGCAAGUACCUUUAUCUAAUGCUGAACCAAAACAACUGUGUAACUCAGUACGUGAAUCUUCUUCAAAAGUUAAAAUGACAGAAAUGUCAUCUGCUCUUGGAGCCCAAGGUAACUUAGCGACGCAGACUGCUGAGCAAGGCAAAGCUAGUUGUAAUAGGGAGCACAGUAAUGUUCAAACUUGUAUUCAGAAGACAGCAAUGGUUAGCGAAGCUGAGGCAUUGCCUUCAAAUACAGCAAUAAUUUCUAAAUUUAAGGAUGGAAACUACAGCUUGAGCUGCUCUGUCUCGCAUGUGACAAAACAAAUGGGUCUUUUACAAAGGACUGUUUCAAAGAAAUGUGUACAGAAGAAGCCAGUUACGGUGUCAAAACCUUGUGUCUCAACCACACCAGAAUCAAGAGACCUGCCCUUGCCUGGUGGUGUGAUGAUUGAUGUUGAAGGAUGUUCAUAUUCUCCACAAGCUUAUGAACUUGAAGGCUACGGGGAUGAACUGGACGUGGAACAUGUGGAGUUUGCAGCAAAUGCAUGUCAAAGCAUUCAAGUUAACCAGAUUGUUAGAGAUCUGCGCAUGAUAGCAGAGUUAAACUCGGAACGCCUCAAGAAGAUAAAACUUGUGAAAAUAUUUAAUCUUCUGACUAAAAAAGAUGACAUCCAUUCAGUUGGAGCAAAUUUAGCCACUAUCUUGAAGUCUGUGUCUGGUAAGAGAAGUCGGGUGUUUACACCAGCCGAGGAGGAGUUGAUUGGGCGGUUGGGUGUCUCACUUAUGGUGAAGUGUAUCGAGCAGUGCUACCCUGACCAAGCACUGUGUGUCAUCCAAAGUCUACAUCACCACAAGAUUUCUUUCUAUAGUUGCAUGCCGAUCAAUAAAGAGAAUCCUCCAUCGGAACACAAAUUAGCAGUUAUGGCUCUGGAUGUCCUUCAUCAGAUGCAGAACUUGAAGCUGUUUACUGACAUUCUGGAAGAAAUAUACUGGUCUGGAGGAACAGAGGAUGUUAAAUUACGUCUGAAUAUGCUCUCAAAAGUCCUAGGCACCUGUUUCCAUUCGUUAGUGAAUGGUAGUGCCAGCAUCAGUAAAGAAACUUUAUGGUUCAUUAUCAAGAUCUUGGCAUCUUUAGUAAAGUAUUACCAGCAUGACGUGCAGACCAUCAGUGGUGAAUAUAACAACAUCAUGGAUCUACCUGAGUUCCUUAGGAAAGCUUGGGAGUAUUCACAAGGUUGUGAGGAUCAGGAAGCAAAUUCCGAGCUGUAUCGUGUUAUCUGCUCUUCACUGGACUUUGGUGUUGACCUUUCUCAUGAGAUCACUCAUAAUUUGAAGCAUUUUAGAACUGAGGUGACCUAUCAAAUGAGCAAAUCAGCAAGAUACAGUGAAAAAAUAUCAUCGCCUCAACAGAAAAUGUCGAGCAACGCUCAUUACAAAGGAUGUGGUAAAACAGGCCGUGAGGCACACCCUGAUGUGUCGUAUUGCAUUAACGAUUCGGAAUCCAGAAACAUAAUGAACUCCAGCAGUGGACCAGGUGGCAGUACAAGUGUUAAUACAUGCUACCAGGACUUAAGACAGGCAGGAAGCAUUACAAGAAGUGCUAGAGGUGCACAUUCUUAUUCAAUACAAGUUACAGUCAAAGGAGAUGAAGCCAUAAGUAACACAAAUAAUACAAUGGAGUCCAACAGUGAAACCCAUCGUACUACCGAGCUUAUGGGUGGCAACAGAGGAAGAGCUGAGUCAAGGCGUUUCACCACAAGAAAUAAGAGACGAAAGAAACUGUGGAGACGACCACUUAUGCGCACUCAAAUCACCGAAUGGUAACCUUAUAUGAGUUAGUAAGGUGCACUCAAGGUGAGGCAAAUGUAGCUAUGUAAGCAGAAGGUAACCACAAACAGUAAUAGCCACUUGCUCAGUAAACGUGUGAAUAUAUCUUUGGCUACAAACUUAACAUACAAGAAUAAUUAAAUAUACAGGUGUAGUCAAACAUAAAUACUUUGUAUGUUUUACCACAUAAAAGACAUUUUCAGUUAAAUUUCUUAUGUAUGAUACUGUACCUAGUGAUUUUUAUAUGUUUUGUGUUAAUACUGUUAUUAUUACUAACCAAUUAUUUUAAUGCAUUCCUCCAUAGAUGCAAGUUAUAUACAUUAAAUCAAAUGGUUCCCAACAUUUUGGGAAUGGCCCUAUUUUUUAAUGCUCAAAACACCACCAAUGGGGGGUGGGGGUCGUGACCCAACAGUUGGGAACCAAAAUAUUGAAUGAUUACGAACACUUCAUCCCCAAACACCCUUAACAAUGCACCCCCUCCCCCCUACCCCCACAAAAUAACUGCUAAAAAUCAUCAUACAUCAAAACAUGUUGAUGUAAAAAAAAAAGUACAGCACAAUAUAAUUGCUACAAUUCACAUUAAAAUUGUAAAAUUUAAUCAUUUAUUUUGAUAUUUCACCAUCUUGUGAGUCUCUGCAUUCACUUUUUAUUGUUAUACAUGCUGUUGAAGGUAUCUUUAUUAUUGCUUGGUGGAUAGUUUGUGGUGUUUAAACACCUGCCAGGGGGACCACGGUGGAUAGUUUGUGGUGUUUAAACACCUGCCAGGGGGACCACGGUGGAUAGUUUGUGGUGUUUAAUCACCUGCCAGGGGGACCAUGGUGGAUAGUUUGUGGUGUUUAAACACCUCCCAGGGGACCAAGGUGGAUAGUUUGUGGUGUUUAAACACCUGCCAGGGGGACCACGGUGGAUAGUUUGUGGUGUUUAAACACCUCCCAGGGGACCAAGGUGGAUAGUUUGUGGUGUUUAAACACCUGCCAGGGGGACCACGGUGGGCGCUACCACCACCCAUGCACUCAUUCCAUUACCAACAUGCACAUUUAUGUAAUCUUAAAUUUAACUGAAUUUUGUUAAAUAUAAAACUUAUGUCAUGAUCAUAUAUUUGUUUAGGAGUUGGCUGGGAUAUGCAGUGAUAUUAUUUUAAUGAAAUACAGAACAGUAUUCCCAAACUGUAAUUAUAGUUUGACAAAGUAUUUUUGUUUUACAAAUAACUCAUGAUGUUAAACAAUUUUGGGAUAAAAGUCUUAGGUUGGAAAUAUUUCAUAUUUAAUAUUCUCUAUCAUUAUUUGUUUUUAAAUUUCAGAAAGUGUCAUUUAGGAAGUUAUACAAAAUUUCAGUGUUUACCUUAAGUAAAUAAAAUU